This is a messenger RNA of Nothobranchius furzeri (turquoise killifish), 12852 nucleotides long. The record is from RefSeq and is a predicted model, not a curated record. NCBI's taxonomy places the organism in Eukaryota, Metazoa, Chordata, Actinopteri, Cyprinodontiformes, Nothobranchiidae.
CAUAGCCCCGAUAACACAUUUUGGAAGAAAAAUUGGAGGUGGCUACCACCUCCAUUUUGACCGUGUCACAGGUUCCGUCAAGCCCAGACAAUUCCACAAAAGGGAAGCGAGGUGGAGCUGAGGGUGGGGCUGUAAGGCUGGGAUCAAAGGACGCCACCCGGUCGAACUAGCUACAAGCUAACCUGAAGAUAAUCCAAAACUAACGCGGAGGUGGGACAUAAGCUAAUAGAGGUAGCUGCCUAGCUACAACCGGAGCUAACUCUGUGGAACACCAGUGACUUGAAGCUCACACGGAGUUUGUGUGGAGGUUUGCGGCGCUUUUUCAUGAAAACUAUCUUUCUGUGAAUAAAAAAGUAUUAAAUCGGUAAGUUUAUAAGUUAUUUCCUUAAUGAAAAUAUAUUUUCCUUUGAGCAAGUUUUCAAUAUUUUUAACGUACCGUAUUUUCCGGACUAUAAGUCACUCCGGAGUAUAAGUCGCACCAGCCAUAAAAAGUAUAAUGAAGAAAAGAAAAACAUAUAUUAGUCGCACUGGAAAAUAAGUCGCAUUUUGGGGGGACAUUUUAUUAUUUUUCUUACAAAAUCUGAGACCAAGCGUUUCAUUUUGCAUGACAAGUACCGGUAACAAUAACAGAAUAAACAACACGGCACAGCAGCGCACCACGGUCUCCAGUAGAGGAUGGCGGUGUUUGAAACCCUCCCAGCAGGACAGGGGAGCUCAGUCGCGGGUCGGAGCCGGCCCGCAGCAGUGCACCACAGGCUGCAGUAGGUGAUGAGCUGCAGUAGGCAGAGGAGCUGAAACCUGGGCCAGAUCCAGUGUGCAACAGGCUCCAGCAGGUGAUGGCUGUGUGUUUUUUAUUCCCAGUGGGGCAGGGGAUCUCAUUCCUGGUCCAGAGCCAGCCUGCAGCAGCGCGGUAUAGCCUACAUAAUUUGGUAUAUAAGUCGUUACGGAGUAUAAAUCGCAGGACCAGCCAGACUAUGAAAAAAAAGUGCAACUUAUAGUCCAGAAAAUACGGUAGUUAUUAGUAUUUGAGAUAAAUUAGCAGGCUAAAUACAUUUCUACAGAGCCCCUCUGAUGACAUGGUCCAAAAAAUAAAUAAAUUGUGGCCACGAAAUACUAUUUUGAGGCCACGAAAUAGCUAUAACGUGGGCACGAAAUACGUAUUCGUGCCCACGAAAUACUUAUUUGUGGCCACGGAAUAGCAGGAUGAGGUAAUCUGCUGACCCCGCCAGUCACCAGUAGGGGAGCUGUGGGUAUAAAAAGCAGACUCAGGCAGUGUUUCCUUCCUUGUUUACGGAAGUAGCUGCACUACCCAAACAGAAGCUGUAUUUUGGAACAGUGGCAGCGUAAACUGGAUGCGUGUGGAUCGCGACAGAGGCGACAUUUGGAAGCCUGAUGAAAGCUGUAACGUUACCGCGUGCUGUUGGAAAAGAAGCGUGCUUGCCUUCUAGGUGAUCUAUUGUUGUCGGCGUGGGCCCGAGGUGUUGUGGUGCUAUGACAAAGUGUUUUUGAGUCACUGCUGUGACUCCCCCCUCAACCGAGCGGUUCGAUAGAGCGGACCAACCUAUUGGGAUCUGUUUGGGCCGCCGCUCACUCGGACCAUAACCGAGGAUUUUAACCAGUGCUGGUGCUCCGCCGCCAGACGUUCUCCCACCCAGCGUGUUGGUUGGAGUGGAAAGGGAGAUCCUUUCUCCCCUCUGACGCAAGAGGAUUCUGGAGCACUAUUGUACUUUUUAACAGAGUUUAUUUUAUUGUGGUUUUUAACUUUGAUUUGUUUUGUCCAGGCUGGAGCCAAGGGUGGUGGCAGUGGUUCUUCUGUGUGCGAGUUGGUGUGGGCCCUCCUUCACAUCUGUGUGACUGUUCACUGGUGCUUCGGGUGAUUUUUAGUAUUUAGUUUGUGCUGUUGCUAGAACCUCCAGUGGGUCCACCUUACCUUGCCAACUAGCCUUUAUUCUGGACUCAGCACAAUUCACCAAAAGUAAAGAGACAUUAUACAGAUGAAGUAAGCAUAAGAUAACUUACUGGAAGAAACUGAAUUAUCAUCAGAACCAGAACAAGAGAGCCCGAUAACAGCCAUGUGAAAAUAAUAAUUAAAAAGUAUGUAUGUAUAAUAGAAAUAGAAAUAAAAAUAUAUUAGACUUAGUGUAACUCACUGUGAUCCAAACAAUAAAUCAGCCAUAGCUGAUUAGCAAUCAUGAAAUGAGGUCUGGGAGUUUUUAAGUUUCAUUCUUUUAUUACAUUUUUUUCUGAGAUCUGUUAAAAGGUCACCAUGGCAGCUUGCGUGUCCAACGUCGGCUACACAAAGCAGCAAGUGUAAGUACCAUGAACCUGUCUUGACCACUUCAUGUAUGGUUUUUGCAGUUUAAGCAGCUAGGCCAAACCUGUUAUUCUUUUCUCCAUAGCCAUUUGGAUCGUUGGAGACAGCUACGUGAGGCGUGGUGCCCAGAGAGCUGCAGAGACCCUCGGAGACAACCUUGGCCUCCCUGACGUCCGUGUCUCCUGGUUCGAUUGGGGCAGACCGAGGUGGAAAUACCUUCUCCCCUUCUUUUUCCACUCCCUGCAGGGAAGAGCAGCUCCUGAUGUCCUUCUCAUUCACUGUGGCGGCAAUGACAUGGGGGUGGUCAGCAGUGUGAAGCUGGUCAACAUUAUGAAGGAGGACCUGCACCGGCUUCACCUUCUACACCCUCAUAUGAUGAUCAUCAUGUCAUCCAUCACCCAUAGGUGUAGCUGGAGGACAGGUGUAAAACUUGCUAAAAUUGAGAAGGCCAGGAGGUUUGUUAACAGUGUUAUGGCUACACUUAUUUCUAGCUUAAAUGGUGCCGUUGUUGUGCAUCCUCACAUCACAUCUUCCUGUACCGACACUUUGUGUCCUGUUAUUUUAUAAAAUGUGAUGUAAAAAAAUAAAUGUUUUUGCUCAAUUACUGGAAUUUCUUUGGUUAGGACAAAAAGGAGGGAAGCAUCAUUCAUGCCAAGUUGCUUCUACAACAGGCCUCUUUUAAGUCCAACAGUUUCUUAGCAGCCAAUAGAAAUGUGUUCUUUACUAACUUUACUUGGUUUAAAAAUCUUCCUAAAAUAAACCUUAGAGGCUGCCGUAUUGCACAACCCAAUCAUACUUGUUAUGUAAAUAUUAUCUUUGUAGAUAUUUGAAGAGUUUUUUUACAGAUAGAUAUUUGUGAGCUAAAAAACCAUAAACUUAAAUAAUUUGUCAUUCUUUAUUGAAAAACAACAAAAUACAGGUAUACAGAAAGUGUGGGAAAAUUAUAAUGUGAAAGUAUUGCUCUUUAAAUGUAAUACUAUUUAUCUUUGUAGCCCCCUGGGUUACACAGUUUACCUAAAACCCUUCAAUGGAGUAAACCAGGUUUGACAUUACUUUGUAUCCACAUGAACAGUGAGGUGCAUGUAUAAUGUUAACUGUAACGUUGCCACUUAAGUUAUGCAGUUUACAUUGAGUAUUUUUCAGUUGAGAACAGGCCUCAGAUGAGAAAUGUUUGUUUCCAUUUAUGUGUGUAUUAUUGUUUUGUUGAUUGUUUAGUCUAAGGAUGUUGGACUGAAUUUUAAACAAAUGAAAGCUGUGUAGGAGCAAUAGCAAGUUAUGAACACUAGGGGGAGCUUUGGGGAAAGUUCGAGAAGAGGGAGAGCGCGGGAAGGAGAGAGAGAGAGAGAGAGACGGCGGGGGGUUGAGACGUUGGGACGAAGAAGCGGGAGAGAGGAGAGCGGAAGACAGCAGUGGAAGAAGCCCGGAGAGACCACCGAAAUUUCAGAGCCGUAGCUGUGAACUACGUUUGAGUUCAGUAACAGAAACUACAUCGGACCUAAAGACUGAAGAACGGUUAAAAAACCUGGCCGGCUUUGAGGAGUGGGGACGUUGCAGUUGAGGAGCCGUUAGAUGAUUUCAACGGUGCUGGCAGCUUUAACGAGCCAUACAGCUUCUACCUGGGAUAAUAAGGGACAGAGACGGGACUGAUCGGGAGCUGGUUGGAGCAGGAGACGCAAGGAGAGUCGGAGGAGUGGUGUGGGGAAGUUCGCUGAGGACGUCUGGAUUCAGGUUUUCGGACGGAGGAUACAGACACCCGUCGGAUCGCUGAGGACAUCGGGUUUCGGACGGAGGAUACAGACACCCGUCGGAUCGCUGAGGACAUCGGGUUUCGUGUCUGUGUUGAGGAUGCCUGCUCUGCGAAUCUGUCAGGGCAUCUGAAGGAAAGGUUUCGCAUGACACAAAAUCACCGCACAGGCCUGCAAGGGGAAAAAAAAACUACGGUACCGAACUUGGUGUGUGUGUGUGUGUGGGUGUGAGUGAGUGUGGGCCCACGGGUGGAUUUAGAUUGAACUUGGUAUUGUUUUUUUAUUUAUAUAUUUUUUGAGAAAUGUAUGGAGGUCGGUUAAUGACCCAUAUUAGAUAUGUUCACUGAAAAAACAAACUGAUUUGGUUAUUUGAUUCAAAGACAUUUACAAUUUUGGUAAUUUGAUUGCUUUCCGGUUAACUGAACAGUUCCUUCAUUCUAAGUGAGUUCUUUAUUAAAGAUUUUUUUUUUUCAUUUAGAAAGUUGUCUGGGCUUAUUCUGGGUUAAGUGAUAAUGCUAAUGUAAUGGUUUGAGAGCAAAAGGAAAAGAUUACUUUACCUUAGGUGAACGGCUAGGUUUCUACCAGAAAUCAACGAACCCAAGAAGACACCCCACCUGUUUUAGAUGCUAGUGCAGUUACUAGACUGGGUAAGGGGGUGCUACAUAAAAAAUGGAGGCACCGCUGGGAUAAAAUUAUUAUUAUAUAUAUAUAUAUUUUUUUGCAUAAAAUAGCCUUAUGCCCAGACGAUCAGUACCUAGUGCCACUUUGGGUGACUGUUACAGAAGUUACUGAAGUUUAAUUAGUUUUGUUCCUGAACAUUACAGAAGACACUUUUGUGGUUUAUUGUUUGUUAUUCUUGUGAAAUGACAAUAUGAGUCAGUUACUUAACUGGUGUAAAGGAGAGGGUAUUAACCCCUCACAUGCUGUUUUGCUUAAGGGUGUCCCUGAAGACACAGAAGUUAGUGUAAUAGAGGGCACCGUGCAGACCAUUAAAGCUCUUGGACGUGUUAGAGUCAGAGGAAGAACAUAUGAUCCUGUGUCUCAAAGUUUAACAGUUCUUUGUGAGUGCAGGGAAGCCGCAAAGACUGAAGCCAUUCCUGCUGAUGUUAUGCCUGAAGGCAGUGAUUCCCCUUGGCGAAUCAUUAGUCCAGUUGAAGUUGAAAAAGAGAGCCUUCAGCACGGAGAAGCUCCUUCACAAACACCAGAGCCAGACACGAGCCAAAAUUCGUUUUUCCAAUCAUCCAGUCCAGAGGCCAUAAUUAGAGCAGUAGGUGACAUCUUACAGCUCACCUCUAAACCAACUAGUGACAGUAGCAGUUACAGACGACUCCGAACAUUUUCGGGGGUGCUUCCCACACCGCUGGGAGAGGAACCUUUGGAUAACUGGCUAGAGCAAGCAAGACUAAUGAUUGAAGAGUCAGACAAACCCGACAAAGAAAAGAAAAUGAGAAUAAUGGAGAGUGUAAAAGGUCCUGCCAUGGAGAUUCUUCAGGCGGUGAGAUUUAAUAAUCCGGACACAACUCCCACAGAAUACCUAGAUGUUAUUGAAAACACGUUUGGCACAACAGAGACGGGAGAAGAGCUAUACUUCGCUUUCAGAAUGAUGUGCCAGCAUCCAACUGAGAAGCUAUCAGAGUUUCUGAGAAGAAUGGAAAGAAUAUUAAAUAAAGUAGUUCAAAAAGGGGGUUUGCCACUUGCCUCCAAAGACAAGGCACGCAUUGACCAACUCAUUAAAGGUGCCAUCAGAUCUGACAUGAUGAUUUUAAGCUUGAGACUAAGAGAGAGAAAAAUUGCCCCGCCAACAUUCCUGCAGCUCUUGAAUGAGAUACGAGUGGAGGAGGAGCAUGAGGCCUCCAGACGUAGGCUGAAUCCCCCUAAAUCUGUGCACGUCAAACGUACUGCUGCAGCUACAGAGAUUGAGGCAACAGAUCUUGGGGUGGAGGUUGAACGGCUGAGAUCACAAGUGAUUGAGCUCCAAGCUUUAGCCCAGUCCCAGCGUGCUUCUCCUUCUGUACCUCCACCUGCAAUUCAAGCAGAGACAGUUAACUCUGAAGAGGACGGGAGCCUACAAGCUUUUAAAAGAGAGGUUGUAAAACUUAGAAAACAAGUCUCAGCAAUGUCAGUCAAGUCUACUGCAGCACCCCAAGAGCUUUUACCUCUCAAAGAUACCUCUCCAACUCCUGGGGCGUCGAGGGCAUCCAUGCCCCGAGACCCCAAAGACAUUUUUUGCUACCGUUGUGGGGAGGUUGGGCACAUUUCCACUAAAUGUACCUCACCCGAAAAUUAUCCGAAAGUUAUUCAGAAGUUGAUUCAGGCCCAGAGGAGGGGUAGAGCAGGCCCAGGAUGCACAGAUGGAAAAAAUGUUAACGCCAAUGUGAAAAGGAGUGCUGUGAACCUACAUGCCGAUAAUCUGCCUAAAGGUUUGGUAGGACCGCCCUCGACUGCUCAUGUCAAAGUAGAGGGAAAACCCUGCACGGCUCUUCUAGACAGUGGCUCUCAGGUGACGAUUGUUUUUGACAGCUGGUACACAGAACAUUUAUCACAUGUUCCUUUAAACCCAGUGUCAGGAUUAGCUAUCUGGGGUCUAAGUGAGUCUGAAAGCAGUUACCCAUAUAAAGGUUAUAUUGAAGUAGACUUAGAGUUCUCAGAGGAGACACAAAAUAAGGUGAAAUCUGUUCCGGUUCUUGCCUUAGUAUGCCCUGAUCCUCGUUGCUCAGACACAAUGCCAAUCCUCAUUGGUACUAAUGUUAACAAAGUCUGGUCCCUCCCUUUGAACCGAAAGGCAGCCACCUCCGACAAUGUCUAUGCUGCACAAGUGGGUGUGACAGAUCAGGAACUUAAUGUAGAUCCCAAGCCUAAAAACUCAGUUCACAGCAGCAGUGCAGUGGCUGAUGUUAAAUGGACAGGGCCUGGGCCCCUGAUUAUUCCCGCUGGCGGUGAGCAUAUAGCGGUUUGCAAAGUCUUAGAACAACAGAGACUAGGAGACAGCAUUCUCAUCUCCGAGCGCGCGGCCUCAUAUGCUCUUCCACCAAGUUUGUUUGUGCAGCCAACAGUGUUAUUCUCCAAUAUGUUGGACAGAGAGAGAUUUCUGGUUUUAUUGCGAAAUGAGUCACUAAAAGACACUGCCAUUCCCAUCGGCACAGUAGUAGCACAUCUUCAUGUAGCUGACACAGUGACUGAGAUCCCAAAUAUAAAGACACACAGUCACAAAAAACUUGAUCCAUCCCUAUUUGAUUUUGGAGACUCUCCAAUCCCUUUUGAGUGGAAGCAGAGACUGAAAGAAAAACUGUUGGAGCGAUCCCAUGUGUUUUCAACAGUGGAGUGGGACGUGGGGUUAGCCUAUGGAGUGGAACACCACAUUCGACUCACCAACGACACCCCGUUCAGAGAGCGGUCAAGGCGCAUAGCACCAGCAGAUGUUGAGGACCUUCGUCGUCAUCUUCAGGGACUCCUUGCUGCAGGGAUAAUCAAAGAAUCCAGAAGUCCUUAUGCGUCACCCAUUGUCUUGGCACGAAAGAAAAGUGGACAGCUACGAAUGUGCAUUGACUACCGGACACUCAACCGCAGAACUAUUCCAGAUCAGUAUACAGUUCCCCGCAUUGAUGAUGCUCUGGACUGUUUGUCUGGAAGCAAGUGGUUCUCGGUUUUAGAUUUAAGAAGUGGAUAUUACCAGAUCCCAAUGGCAGAGGAGGAUAAAGAGAAAACCGCAUUCAUAUGUCCAUUGGGGUUUUUUCAGUUUGAGAGGAUGCCUCAGGGGAUCACUGGUGCUCCUUCAACAUUCCAACGCCUCAUGGAAAGGGCAGUUGGGGAUAUGAAUAUGCUAGAAGUGAUUGUAUAUUUGGAUGACCUGAUUGUUUUUGGGAGCACCUUAGAGGAGCAUGAAAAGCGACUUCUCAAAGUCAUUGACCGAUUAGGAGAAACAGGACUAAAACUGUCACUUGAUAAAUGCCAGUUUUGCAGACCCCAGGUGAAAUAUGUUGGACAUGUGAUUUCUGAACAAGGCAUUGCUACCGAUCCAAGCAAAGUGAAGGCAGUCGCUAACUGGAAACAACCCACUGAUCUCCGAUCACUGCAGUCCUUUUUAGGAUUUUGUGGGUAUUAUCGACGCUUCAUAAAAAACUAUUCAAUCAUUGUUAGACCACUUACAGAGCUGUGUAAAGGAUAUCCGCCAACCCAAAAGAAAUGUAAGGCAGGAAAGACUUCAUCAAAACCCUACUACAAAGUAACUGAAACGUUUGGAGAUAGGUGGGACCAGAGUUGCACUGAGGCUUUCCGUCAGAUCCUUAAAUGCCUCACCGAUGCCCCUGUUUUGGCUUUUGCCGACCCUUCAAAACCCUACGUGUUACAUGUUGAUGCAAGUUUGCAUGGCUUGGGGGCGGUGCUCAACCAGGAGCAUCCUGAGGGAUUAAGACCAGUCGCUUUUGGCAGUAGAAAGCUCAGUGCGUCUGAGAAGAACUAUCCAGUACACCAGUUAGAGUUCCUGGCACUCAAGUGGGCCGUCGUGGAUAAAUUCCACGACUAUCUGUAUGGAGCCGAAUUUGUUGUGAGAACAGACAACAACCCUUUAACAUACAUCCUUACUACCGCUAAACUGAAUGCCACAGGUCACCGCUGGCUGGCAGCCCUUUCCACUUAUAACUUUACCUUGCAGUAUCGACCAGGCUCUAGCAACAUUGAUGCUGAUGCAUUGUCACGCCACCCUAUUUCUGAUGAUGAAACUGAGUUUAGGAGUCUUCCCCCUGACAGUGUUAAAGCCCUCUGUAAGCAAGUAGCCAGAGAUGAGUCUACUGAGUCCCUUAGCUAUGCAGAAGCUCUGGGGGUUUCCCCCACUGGCAUACCAGAAUGCUAUGCUUUUCCAACCCGUCUAGAUCUGGGCUGCUUGAUUCAACUGAGCAGAUCAGAUCUCCGCAAAGCUCAAGACCAAGAUCCCAUGAUUGCACCUGUUAAGAAGGCAUUGAGUGGUGAAACUGUAUUUUCACCUGAGAAGUGUGCUGACAGGGGGGCACUUCUCCUGCAUAGAGAGGCAAAUAAGCUAGUCAUGAGGGAGGGAUUGCUCUAUAGACAGGUUGAAAAACCAGCGGGGACAGAAGUGUUUCAGUUUGUUCUGCCAAGAGAACAUGUUCCCAUGGUGCUUAAAUCUCUCCAUGAUGAAUCAGGCCACCUUGGAGUGGAAAAGACUGUUGAGCUGAUUCGCAAUCGAUUUUACUGGCCUAAGAUGGGGUCAGAGGUCGAACAGUAUGUGAAAACUUGUGGCCGAUGUAUCACACGUAAAGCACUGCCCCAGCGAGCAGCUCCGUUACAUCAGAUUACCAUCAGCGGGCCAUUAGAUUUAGUGUGUAUUGACUUUUUGUCUUUAGAACCUGAUUCUCAAGGGUAUGCAAAUAUCCUUGUAGUGACUGAUCAUUUUACAAGGUAUGCCCAGGCAUUUCCUGCCAAAGACCAACAGGCAACCACCGUUGCCAAGAUUCUAUGUGAGCGUUUCUUCAUUCAUUAUGGUCUUCCCGCACGGAUACAUUCCGAUCAAGGACGUGAUUUUGAAAGCAAGCUCAUCCAUGAUCUUCUGAGGAUGUUGGGGAUCCGAAAGUCGAGAACAUCCCCUUAUCAUCCUCAGGGAGAUCCUCAGCCUGAAAGAUUUAACCGAACAUUGUUGUCCAUGCUGGGGACUCUUGACCCAAAACAGAAACAGCAAUGGAGUCAAAACAUCAGUCAGUUGGUGCAUGCCUAUAAUUGCACCCAAAACGAUGCGACUGGAUACUCACCUUACCUCCUGAUGUUCGGGAGGGAGGCCCGCCUGCCGGUGGACAUUUGUUUUGGAGUAUCAGAGGAAAGCAGGAAAGCAGUAAGUUACCCCCAGUAUGUCUCAAAGCUAAGGAGGAAUCUGGAACAAGCUUAUCGUCUAGCUAAAGGCGCAGCUGACAAGAAUCAUCAAAGAAACAAAAAGGCACAUGACAAACAUGUGACAGAGCAAGUCUUAGAAGCUGGAGAUCGGGUGCUUCUAAGGAACUUUGGGGUCACUGGUAGACACAAGUUGAGAGAGAGGUGGAGGACAGUGCCAUACGUUGUAAUGGACAAGAUGCCUAACUUGCCUGUUUACCGGGUAAAACCUGAAAGGGGGCCUGGAGGAGAAAAAACAGUACAUCGAAAUCAUUUGUUGCCCAUUGGCCAUCUUGUCAGGUUUACAGCUGGGGAUGUUGAGCUCGAACAGGUGCAGAGACCUGUCACCAGGAGUAGACGACAGCAGUUGGACCCUGUCAAACCUGCUUGUUAUGCAGAUAUUGUUGUGUCAUCUGAUUCAGAGUUUGAGGUGGUACCCAUGCCAGCUUCACGACAAGUGAAUCUAAGAGACAUUCUGGGGCCAUCAGGGUUGAGGACUAGAGAAAAGCCUUUAGUCCAUGAGAGAACUCGGGUUUCCUCACUCCCCAAGGACUUGGACAAUGCUGAAGUAAGUCCAGGUUCACCUCUAAGGGAUCCCCUACCCUGUCCAGAUCUAGAUUUAGAAGGGGAAGAAGGAAGCAGUGGGGAUGUAGUUUGCAGAGCCGAUGAGGUCCCUGCAGAGCGUUCUAGGCGAGUGAUAAAACCGGUCAUUAGGCUGAGUUACGAUGAACUGGGACAGCCAUCAGACCAGCCUGUAAAAGCUUUCAGUUGUGGAGUUCUAGUUGGCAGUGUAACUUACCAGGACUCUAGAAAGUUGUCUUGUCCUACUCUAUGGUGCCACCCUAUGGCAUUAUGUCGUAACUGUGUUGGGUUAGACUUAGCUGGGUCUACUACUCUUAUUUGGGUCAUAUAACCUCAUUAUUUGAUGGGGACAUCAAAUGUUUUAGAAGGGGGAGGGUGUAGCCCCCUGGGUUACACAGUUUACCUAAAACCCUUCAAUGGAGUAAACCAGGUUUGACAUUACUUUGUAUCCACAUGAACAGUGAGGUGCAUGUAUAAUGUUAACUGUAACGUUGCCACUUAAGUUAUGCAGUUUACAUUGAGUAUUUUUCAGUUGAGAACAGGCCUCAGAUGAGAAAUGUUUGUUUCCAUUUAUGUGUGUAUUAUUGUUUUGUUGAUUGUUUAGUCUAAGGAUGUUGGACUGAAUUUUAAACAAAUGAAAGCUGUGUAGGAGCAAUAGCAAGUUAUGAACACUAGGGGGAGCUUUGAGGAAAGUUCGAGAAGAGGGAGAGCGCGGGAAGGAGAGAGAGAGAGAGACGGCGGGGGGUUGAGACGUUGGGACGAAGAAGCGGGAGAGAGGAGAGCGGAAGACAGCAGUGGAAGAAGCCCGGAGAGACCACCGAAAUUUCAGAGCCGUAACUGUGAACUACGUUUGAGUUCAGUAACAGAAACUACAUCGGACCUAAAGACUGAAGAACGGUUAAAAAACCUGGCCGGCUUUGAGGAGUGGGGACGUUGCAGUUGAGGAGCCGUUAGAUGAUUUCAACGGUGCUGGCAGCUUUAACGAGCCAUACAGCUUCUACCUGGGAUAAUACGGGACAGAGACGGGACUGAUCGGGAGCUGGUUGGAGCAGGAGACGCAAGGAGAGUCGGAGGAGUGGUGUGGGGAAGUUCGCUGAGGACGUCUGGAUUCAGGUUUUCGGACGGAGGAUACAGACACCCGUCGGAUCGCUGAGGACAUCGGGUUUCGGACGGAGGAUACAGACACCCGUCGGAUCGCUGAGGACAUCGGGUUUCGUGUCUGUGUUGAGGAUGCCUGCUCUGCGAAUCUGUCAGGGCAUCUGAAGGAAAGGUUUCGCAUGACACAAAAUCACCGCACAGGCCUGCAAGGGGAAAAAAAAACUACGGUACCGAACUUGGUGUGUGUGUGUGUGUGGGUGUGAGUGAGUGUGGGCCCACGGGUGGAUUUAGAUUGAACUUGGUAUUGUUUUUUUAUUUAUAUAUUUUUUGAGAAAUGUAUGGAGGUCGGUUAAUGACCCAUAUUAGAUAUGUUCACUGAAAAAACAAACUGAUUUGGUUAUUUGAUUCAAAGACAUUUACAAUUUUGGUAAUUUGAUUGCUUUCCGGUUAACUGAACAGUUCCUUCAUUCUAAGUGAGUUCUUUAUUAAAGAUUUUUUUUUUUCAUUUAGAAAGUUGUCUGGGCUUAUUCUGGGUUAAGUGAUAAUGCUAAUGUAAUGGUUUGAGAGCAAAAGGAAAAGAUUACUUUACCUUAGGUGAACGGCUAGGUUUCUACCAGAAAUCAACGAACCCAAGAAGACACCCCACCUGUUUUAGAUUCUAGUGCAGUUAAUAGACUGGGUAAGGGGGUGCUACAUCUUUAAAAAGAAAAACUCUAAAAAUGUCCUGUACAGCAACAUGACAGAAGAAUGGUGGUCUGUCUGUCAGAAAGUGCUGAACAGAUUUGCUCUAUCAAGAGGAGCCUUUUGUGUAGGAGUUUAUGUUAUUGUAAUAUUGGUUUGGUUACGUGUCGCCACAUCAGCAUGUAAAUGCUGAACCAAUCUGGAAUAAAGAGGAUUGAUAGAGGACAAACAAGUAAAUAAGAGAGAAAAAUAAAAACAACUAGGAAACCAACAUAAAAAAACAGCAACCAGCUGCUGCACCUGUGAAGAAAAAUUUCUAAGAAUCAUCAAGAAAACGUGGGAUGAACAACUAUAAACAUGUAAACAAUGAACAACAAACAUCAACAAGCAUGUGUUCGUGCGUGUGCUGGGAUGUGAAGUGUGAGACCUCCAAGGAUCAGGUGCACUCUGGAACCGCCCCAAGCACCAGGAAACCAGCUGCCACCACAGAGCACAGAACCAACUCAGACCACCUUCCAGAUAGCCGAGCACCAUGCUACAGAUAACUCAGCAAGGCCA